AUGAGGAGUUUCUUCCAGCGUAAGCAUGAUAAUACACCACAGGCCAAGUCUGCUUCCAAGGAUCCGUACAAGCUCUGGAAACCGCGACCAGAACAUCAAGUUCCCCGAAAGUCAUCGGAAAAGGCUGCAAAGCAGAACACUGGCACAGGUGUCGUCAAGCCGAGUGAAAAACAUUCAAGUUCGAGUCGUGCACGUCGACCCGAUAACGAGGCUUACGUGUCAUCAACUAACGCUGGCAUCCCCAUUCCCUCUACCCUCCAGUUGUCCUCGAGCAGAAAUCGUACAAACCUCCCUGAUUUAUCAUCGUCGCUACCCAGUUCAUCACAACGACCAGUGUUUCUCAAUGCCACUUCCUCCGCCGGGACAUCAUACAACGUUCACCCCACGGCUACCUCCACACGACCUAUUAUAGAUCAAAACGUUCCCCCCGCAGCUCCUUUCGCCACCCCAUCUGCCCCUCCAUCCAUGCCUAAUGAUGCUCAGCAUCUGCAACAGGAUGUUUACGCCUCCUAUGGGGCGAGGGAGCACGCUGAGGAACGGGAAAGGUCCAGGUUGAAGGAACGGAGUGGCAAGGAGAGAGUGUAUGAGGAAAGAUACGACAGAGAGCGAGGGAGAGAAAAAGAAUCGAGGGACAAAACAAAAGAUGGGGAUGCGAGAGACCGGCCGAGAGUAAGGGAGCACGACAAUGGAGUCUCAACUCACGCGAUUGAAGUGGACGAACAAAUUCGAGCUCGGGAAAGAGCGAAGAACGCAGCAAUGGAACGGGCGAGGGACAGGGACAUGGACAGGGCGAGGGAGAGGGAAAAGCAAAGAGAGGUGGAAAGGGAAAAGGAGAGGAGAGAGAGAGAACGAGCAAAGGAGCGAGAACGAACGAGAGAAAGGGACAAAGUAGAGAGGGAGAGAGCAAGAGAACGAGCCGAGCGAGACAGAGAACGGAUUGAAAGGGAGAGAGAACGAGCGGAACGAGAAAGGGGAAGAGAGAAAGAACGAGACCGUGAUAGAGCCUGGGACAGAGAAAGGGAUCGACCGCGGGAUCGAGAUCGACGAGAACGAGAACGAGAAGAAGAUAUGCAGGCGCGGGCUGAACGGGAAAGGGCGAAGAUGCGGGAUUUGCUUCAGCGUGACCGAGAGCAAAAACUUCGCGACAAAGAGAACACUAGGAUCCGCGAUCCUAUAGAACGAGAGCGUUAUCGCGACUCGGACAAGAGGCGGGACACAGACAAAACAGGGGGACCGUCGUUGGAUCGAGAAACAUUCUCUGGCGUCCCGAAAACGUUCGACAAAUUCAGGGUUAAAGAAACGGAAAAAAGUACAGCUGAUGCUUACUACUACAAGACAACACGGAAAGCUGCGGGACGAGACUCCAGUGAUGAAGGUGAAGGCUCUGAUCCUACCCGCCAGCUGUAUGCUUCAAGCAAACGUCGGGUCAAGCCAAACGAUACCUACUUCCACACGCUGCCAGAUUCCUCCAAGUUUCACCCCAUGCCAACAACAUACCCAGCGCCUCAGGCCAUGACACCUCUUGGUACCAAGUCGUUGUUGUCUACACAACUCGACGCCCCCACCGCUGCGCCGUAUUUCGCUCCCCAAAGUGCUUCAUUAGCGCCACCCGCCUCAAAAUCGGUUUCCAAUAGCGCGUUACUUCCUACCCAACAGAGUUCGAAGCCUCCUUAUUCAACUGUGCAAGCUUCGCUGUCCAGCAUACCCCAGAAUAUUUCUACGACGCAAUCCACUUUCAAAGGCACAAAUACAGUAUCGACUGCUCCAGUCGCUAGUGCUGACCCGCCUGUUCCUUAUGCUGGGAGACACGGUGCGAAGAGUAUGAACAUUCAGUCAUCGGAGACAAGUGCUCAACACGGUAGUUUUGUUCCAGAUGGCUCGAAAUUACCAGACGCUGCACAAGGUUCCACUAUGAAUCUGCAAGCAAUUCCUGCCCUUAAAUCAACGCGCACCCACUUGCUUAAUGAACCGCAGAGCGGAAACGAAGGAUUCGUGACGUCCUCUGGGAGUGAUAAUGAACAGAGAAGAAGCCAUGAGCACCGGCGUCGCAAACGUGACAGAAAAGAUCAAGGACCGGAGCCUAGACUGUCAUCUAUCGCUGAACAACAGCGGACUGUCGGGAAAUAUGAUGAGUACCAGCGUGUACAUGGGCAGCAGCCUAGCAGUGGGGACCAGGCCAUUCGAACGCUGUAUAAUCCAACACCCGUUUCAACUGUCUCUCGUGACAAAGCACGGGAAGCACGGGUGGCACCCGUCGCCUCUUCCUGGGGCAAUUCUUCGGCAUUGACCCCCGUAACUCCUUCAAACGGACACUCUCAAGUUACAAAAGUAACACCUCCAGAAAUUCGACAUGACGGGUGGGGACUUCCCGACCAGGCUGCAUUAGCCCCGACAUCUCAUAAAAGGGACUAUAUCCCGCCGAUCCGGCCUAUUCCCGACAGCCCUGCUUUGGUACCAAUGCCUCAGCAAUCCGGUCCUGGCAGAGGAGAUUCUGGUGACCCCAUAACAUGGCGUCCCCCAAGCCGUUCACACGGUCUCCAACCACCUCACCAGACAAACGUGGCAAAUCAUUCUCCACAACACAGUUUGUACACUAAGUGGACCCCUCCAACACCUUCAAAAGUUUCACCGACCUUAAAGACUAGCGAUCAUUCGAGGUCUACAUCCCAUGGCAAUGUUUCGAACUCAUCUCCACCCAAACGAGGAACGGUUUAUAACGAAUCACCCACCUCAGGGCAUGAUCGGAGGACAAGAGAGUACAGCCCAUCUAAGCAUGGACAACAUACCCAUUCAAACAGUCUCCUCCCUGGUUCAGAUCCUAUUAUUGGUGGAUACCCUGCUAUGUCCCAGACGCAUCCGUCGGUCAAUAACGCAUAUGAUCAUCAAGCAGUCCGUGAAAAAAGUGCUGGAAAGGUAUCGGAACUUGUAGCUGGAAUUGAAGCCCAUGCCUCCCCUGUCGGUGCAUCGAACGUGAAGAAUGGUACACCGCCGCAACCAAGUCGUAUGCUUCUAUCCAGCCAGCCGCACAGGUCCCGUGACAGAAGGGUUUCAAUCUCUGGUGAAGAAGGACCACAUGAGGGUUCGACGCCCUCUUUCAAUGUCUCACUGACUGCCAAUGAUCGCGGUCGAGUGGUAUCUUUGUCUGCUUCUAAAAACGGAAACGGAUCACCCAACGCGCUUGUCGAAGAUAAAUCCCACCCAGCGUCGCAGUCCCCUGCCAAUCUUCCCGUUACCUACAUACCUCACGGCGGGAAGGUUCCUCAUGAUGACUUUGCAAAGUCAUCUUUUGCCGUAUCACACCCAGCUUUCAAUGAACAAACGAGUCAGCAGGUUGGCGAUUCGACCAUAAAGCCUGACGUUCUGAAGGGGUUGGAUAUCAAAUUUAAUCCAUAUUCCACGGCUCCAGAGCCAAGAAAUCCUACUCGGGCCACGGACGGGGUCGGUUUGGAUAGUGUCGGAGUACAACAAAUCUCCGGCGUAUCUCAAGUGUCUACCAGUUUCGACAGAAAUGAAGGUGGUGCGCCCUUGCUUUUCCAACCAAACCCUUCACCGUUGACUUCAAAGGCGACCCCUGGUUUUGUUGCGGCCGGCAAAUAUUUCGAUCAGAAAGGCGCUGAGAUUCCAUUGUAUCCGCGACCCUCCAGUACCAUGCCGUUUUCGCAUCCCAAGUUGGCAGAACUUCUCUCGGACAACCCGCUUACGGCUCGCCAAGCGUCAGCAUACUCCGAGGUUCCUACCCCUCACGGUACGACGACGGUGCGAACUCAGUCAACUGUCCCUGAGCCAUCCAUCUCCGUACAACGCCCCACCUCUCAUCGCAAACAGACUUCACUCAACCUUGCUCCAUCGCAGCACCCUGAUAUUACCUCUGGUAACUCAUUCAACAGCAAUAACGAAUCUUUUUCUCACCAUUCCCGUAAUGAGUCAGCCCCUGCGGAAACUACAGCGGCGCGCAUCUCACCUCGUUCUCUUCCUGUGAGCGACUAUUCACCCAACACGCUUACCACUAGAUCACACCCUUUUGAUACAUCCGUUAUUCAAAGUACUCAAGGACGCUCUCUCAAUGCGGAUAACGGUGUCCUUCCUCAUCACCCACGAAAUGCUUCGACUUCAGCUUAUGCACAGACAGUUGCACGCACUUCCCCAAAUUCCGUUCCCAAACAGCCGCCGACAAGCGAUCUCCCAUCUAUACCUCAUACAUCAUCCAUUAACAGACCGCUCGAUAGCCACCCUCGAACUCAGAUCCCGCCUUCCAACAAUCAAAUAUCUACCGGCGGAAAUGGCGGGAAAAUUAGCUCUCAACAGGGAUAUUCGUCUGCUUCCACACAAGCGAUGCGCACCCCUCACAUUAUACCGCAAAAAUUCACAUCGAACGAGCCCCCCACCACGUUAGGCCCAGCAACUAGUAGACCAGCUGAAUCCUCCCGCAGAGAUAUCAACAUACAAUCACAAGAUUCCAUCACCUAUCAUGGAGUCACCGGGCAAACGCAGUCUCCGAUACGAUCCGCACCAAGUUUGCAUGCGUCUCCUAAUCUCUAUGCGAGUGGUUCCUACAAUAUCUCUUUGAAUUCGAACAGCGAGUCUGUAAAUACAUCUCAGAAGAACCUUCGGACCCAUGAGCCGCCCGAUCCUUCUUCAGCACAUACCAAUCGUAUUCGCAACGUUUCCCAGCACGCGUCCAAUGUCCAACCGUAUCAACCUGUCACAUCGAAGAGCAAACGCUCUCAAUACUCUAAGGACGGCCAGGCUCCGUAUGAUCAUGGUUCCCCGUCCUCAGCUCUUGACACCCACUCAUCGACUUCUGCCUUCGGUCAAACGAAUCAAACAACUGCUGUGUUCGGAGAGCGAGACUAUACAGAGCCGAAUGCACACGAUAUACUUGUGGAUCGAACCUUACCGCGUUCCUCGUCUCAGGAAACGUUGCUCAAAACACCUUCCUCUCUAGCGGCUUCGCUGAAACCGACAGUUUCGCGCACGUCCAACCCAGCGUCUGUCAAAACGCAACCAGAGAUUCGAAAGAAGGGCUUCCUGAGUAGACUCAUACCAAAAGCUUCGCAACGGGAAGAUCCCUAUCAAGUGUGGUACCCUGCAUCUGAGUCCACUCUCGUUGUUCCUGGGAAACAGUCCGGAGCAGGGGAGGUCGAGACAGAACGCAAAACGUUGUCGUCUAGAGUCAAAGUUCCACCGCCAAUAAAUGUCCCAAUACCCAUCCCUUCAAACUCGGGACGUAAGAGUCCGAACGCAAAACCGUUUACUCCCUUUCGAUACUUGUCAACCAAAAGGAACCGCACCAUGUCCGCUACGUCCUUGGAGGCUGUAAACGGGACUGCGCCCAACACAGUAGGAUCGCCUACAGCAUCCAUGCAUAGCAGUCAACCUCCAUUCCACCCCCCUACCAGACGUGAUCCCUAUCUCGCUACCCAGGAAUGGCGUGAUCGUGAUCAUGCUUCCCUACGUGGCGACAAGUUGAAAGUACAGCGACCAGGUGUUGUUUUCGACGUUGCACACGAGCCCUCAGAGGACAGACAGAAUCUGAGAUAUAGUAAAUCCAAGUCUAGGAACAGGUCCAGACGGUAUUAA
Molecule: messenger RNA, 5580 nt
Organism: Marasmius oreades (fairy-ring Marasmius)
Lineage: Eukaryota; Fungi; Basidiomycota; Agaricomycetes; Agaricales; Marasmiaceae
Exons: 9
Coding region: 1-5580 (1859 amino acids)
Source: RefSeq, a predicted model, not a curated record